Phytophthora nicotianae INRA-310 is the source of this 243-nucleotide messenger RNA. RefSeq lists its product as hypothetical. Lineage: Eukaryota; Oomycota; Peronosporomycetes; Peronosporales; Peronosporaceae. The transcript has 2 exons. Bases 1 to 243 code for a protein of 80 amino acids. The record is from RefSeq and is a predicted model, not a curated record.
AUGACCACGACGGUGGUGCCCCACCUGCAGCCGCUGUCGCCCGUGACCAUCACACCCACUUUGUCGUCCAAGGUAUCGGAGCCACUCUCGUUCCUGUCCAAGAUCGACCGCGUCGAGAUCAAUCACACCACGGAGCGCGACGGCGUGGUGUACUACGUCCAUCGAUACCAGUAUACUUUAUUCACUUCAACGCACCUUGGUGGUCGCAUUGAGAUCACCUCGAUGCAGCAGUGUUGGGUCUAG